Synchiropus splendidus (mandarinfish) is the source of this 2652-nucleotide messenger RNA. It is a transcript of the gene mettl25, whose product is annotated as methyltransferase like 25. The record is from RefSeq and is a predicted model, not a curated record. Lineage: Eukaryota; Metazoa; Chordata; Actinopteri; Syngnathiformes; Callionymidae. Bases 7 to 1716 code for a protein of 569 amino acids. The transcript has 13 exons.
GCCACCAUGUCUGCCUCCACCGGCCUGUGUGACGUCCAGCGGAGAAUCGAUGACGUGCAGCGCUUUCUGACUUCAACUUUGAAAGUUUCGAACGCCCAUACGAUGGAUUUUUACACCAACGACGUGUGGAAACGUUUCAUCGCAGUCUCGCCUGAGGACGUGUUGUCGGCGCUUAGUUCCAGUGGUGACCGGAAGAUGGCGCCGCGCAUCCAACAUGAAGGACACUCCGGAACCACGUUUGGGUUUUGCAACCGAACCCAGCGGCUGGUUGACCCGCAGCAGCUGCUGCAAGGCGCCAGGGCUCACUCGCUGCCCAGCUUGGGCUUGUGUCAGAGCCGGGAGGAGUUUCUCCAGAGCAUCAGGCGACACCAGCAGCAGGAGCUCCUGACAGAGAUGGGUCCGGAGCUGGAGCCCGAUGACUUCAUGAACUCCAAGAAAUCGCAUGAGGUCCAGUCCAUGUCAGAGGUGGUGGCUGCCCUGGCUGCACGCUGCAGAGUCAAGCAGGUGAUUGACCUGGGCUCAGGAAAAGGCUACCUGAGCUCCUUCCUGUCCAUGCAGUUCGGCCUCCAGGUCUUCGGCAUCGACUCGUCCAGCACCAACACCCGGGGAGCGCAGGAGAGGAACAGGAAGCUGAAGAAGUUCUCCAGGAUGUACCAGAAGCAGAAGAAGAGGACGGAUGCGGGGCGUCCAGCGUCACCUCAGGCGGUGGAGGAGGUGUCGUCUGGGCUUGCUGCUGUCAGGGUUGUGUCUGAAGAGGACCAGGAGAGAGAGGAAGAAACCGCCUCCACUCUGGCCGAGAACUUCUUCAGCGCUUCGGCACUGGACGUGGUGGAAACCCCCAGGUCACCCCGGGUCAAGCUGACAGAUGAGGAGCGGGAGAGGAGGAAGAAGGAGAGCCUGGAAAGGAAGUCUCAGAGUUCAUCCAGCGGCAGCAGCUCGGUGUUCUCUCCGGUGACCUCGCACGUCACCGCCCAGACCAAACUGCAAGAGCUCGUCUGUGACCUGGAGGAGGCGGUGAUGGUGGGCCUGCACACGUGUGGAGACCUGGCUGCCAGCACGCUCCGGAUAUUCGUGGCUCAAGCUCCAGUGUCCGCCGUCUGCAGUGUGGGCUGCUGCUACAACCUCAUGUCCGAAGAGUUCGACCCUGACGCUCAAGAUGGGCCACAGAGUGUCUACGGUUUCCCCAUGAGUCAGUACGUGCGUCAGCACUCCUGGUUCUGCGGCAGGAACGCGAGGCUCUCCGCGUGUCUGUCGCUGGAGCGAGUGUCCCACGGCCAGGGUAUCCAGAUGGAGUCUCUGUUCUACCGGGCUGUGCUUCACGUCAUCAUCAGGGACCACUACAGCCCCCUCAGGAGCAAGAAGAGAGUGGGAACCAUCUACUCCAAGUCCAACUCUUUCGUGGACUACGUCCGCCGAGCUCUGCACCGACUGGAACUGGACCACUCCAAGCUGUCCGACCGUGAGAUCCAGCAGUACCUGGACACCUACAGCCCACGCAGGAGCGAGAUGGACGCCUUCAACAUGCUGAAGGUGACGCUGGCUCCCUGCAUCGAAGGGCUGGUCCUCCUGGACCGCCUCUGUUACCUGAAGGAGCAGGAGAGUGUGUCCUUCUCUUCACUGGUGCAGCUGUUCGAUCCCCUGCUGUCGCCGCGCUGCUACGCUGUCGUCGGACUCAAGGCUCCACGAGUCUGUGAUGGACAUCUGGACCUGUCGUGAGGCUGCUCUUUAGCAGUGAGGACCAUGGAGGGAGGACGGUGGAGACAGGUGAAGGUGGUGGAUUGCAGUGGCAGAAGAGGGCAGCCUUCCUUUCACUGUGAACUGGAUCAGACUUGAAACACAGCUGAAGAUGGAAUUGUUCUCCUCGUAUUCUGAAGAAACACUUCUGGAAACUUCAUUCACUGCCCCCCCCACUCUGCCCCCUCCAGAGCCCCCUUCAUCCCCACCUCUGUUCCCCUCCCACCCAGAGUCCAGAGAAGUCCUCAGCUGACAGGGUUGAUGGGAGAGCAAGCACCAGCCGAAGCUCUGGGAGCCGGUGGUGACAGGACUGGCGCGGUGCCUCUGCCUUUGUCUGGGUGGAGCCAGUCGACGUGCUGAAUUUAUGACGGAGCCGUGUGGAAAGUCUCAUCAGGAGCGCGUUAAAUCCAAGUCUGAGGAACUGUUGCUGUUGUUUAGCCUCACCGCGGCGACUUCUUGUCUGGACCUCUUUUCCCACCGUUGAACUUUUCCCUCACAUGAGACCGGCUCGUGCACACUUGCCCCUCUUAUCAAAGCCUCCUCCUUGUUUCAGUCUCGUUUCACCAAGGCCUAACAAGGACUGGCGUGGUUCCUCAUAAAUCUCUUCACUGUUUCCCAGCCCGGUUGCUGUGGUGACAUCUUUAUUUGGGAGCACGGCUCCUUCCGUUUCUCCGGCCCGAGGCCCUUGUCAUCACUCUCCUUGGUCGCAGGGUGACCGGCCCUCUUCCUCUGUUUCAGAAGCUGAGGGUCUUUCAAAGGUCCGUGACCCAUUUAAACAUGUUUUCUUUGGUUUUUAGGUCCAGGUAUUGGAUCGAUUGAUUUUUUUUACUCGUGGAAUAAAAUCAAGUUUGAACUUUUAAGCCUUCUUUGACCUACAUCUGCUCGUGGUUCCUCGUCUGACCAAACGUCUCAGUCAUA